This is a messenger RNA of Microthlaspi erraticum, 939 nucleotides long. NCBI's taxonomy places the organism in Eukaryota, Viridiplantae, Streptophyta, Magnoliopsida, Brassicales, Brassicaceae. The record is from the annotation of a GenBank genome assembly.
AUGCUUUUCCUCACGGCGGUGGCCGGAGAUAUUCUCCAGCCAGGAUUCUACGGCAACACAUGUCCUAAAGCUGAAUCCAUCGUGAGAGAAGAGAUGAGAAAGACUAUGCUGAAAGAAGCUCGAUCUGUUGCUUCCGUUAUGCGUUUUCAGUUUCACGAUUGCUUUGUUAACGGAUGUGAUGGUUCUGUAUUGCUCGAUGACACACCAACAAUGUUGGGAGAGAAGCUCUCACUCCCUAACAUAGGCUCUUUGAGAUCGUUUGAAGUAGUAGACAACAUCAAAGAAGCUUUAGAGAAGGCUUGUCCUGCCACUGUUUCUUGUGCUGACAUUAUCAUCAUGGCCUCUCGUGACGCCGUUGCCCUCACAGGUGGACCAUACUGGGAAGUGAAGUUAGGAAGAAAAGACAGUUUAACGGCAAGUCAAAAGGAUUCAGACGACAUAAUCCCAAGUUCAACGUUAAACGCGACAAGCUUAAUUGAUCUCUUCAAGAGAUUUAAUCUCACGGCAAAAGACAUGGUGGCUCUAUCUGGAUCACACUCUUUAGGCGAAGCUCGAUGUUUCUCCGUCACGGACAGACUCUAUAACCAGUCCGGUUCAGGAAAAUCCGAUCCGGCUUUCGAGCCAAUUUACCGAGAGAAGUUGACCAAACUGUGUCCCAGUGGAGGAGAUGAGAACGUUACAAGCGGCAUGGACGCGACUCCUAGAGUGUUUGAUAAUCGAUAUUUCAAAGACUUGGUCUCUAGGAGAGGGUUUCUAUUCUCUGAUCAGUCGUUGUUUACUUCGCCGGAGACAAGAGAGUAUGUGAAACUGUUCAGUGAGAAUCAGACGGAGUUUUUCAAUGCGUUUGCGGAAGGGAUGGUGAAGCUGGGUGACUUGCUGUCUACGAAACCUGGGGAGGUUAGGUUAAAUUGUAGAGUCGUUAAUCAAAAGGCCUCCUAA